Molecule: messenger RNA, 3088 nt
Organism: Cicer arietinum (chickpea)
Lineage: Eukaryota; Viridiplantae; Streptophyta; Magnoliopsida; Fabales; Fabaceae
Product: dual specificity protein phosphatase PHS1
Biological process (GO): protein dephosphorylation; cortical microtubule organization; response to abscisic acid
Molecular function (GO): phosphoprotein phosphatase activity
Source: RefSeq, a predicted model, not a curated record
AGAGUCCCACUUCCUCAGCUCAAACACCAUCGAUCAAGUUAUUUUAAACUUCUCUCUCUCUUCCCUUAAAAAAAGCACAUUACUUUGCCUCCAAUUCCGUUCAAUUUUCUCGCUCAAAUACCGAUUAUUCUUUAUACAAUACCAUAUGGCAAACCAGGGAAAACACCAACAGAAUAACGAUUCUGAAUUCCAAACUCACUCUCAAAUUGAGGUUCCAUUGCCUCUCAACGUAACUUCUCGGGAUUUGUAUAUGUUGGAAGAUAUCACUGCAGGGCCUGCGUUUAGGUUCACGCAAUGGCUCCAAUUGGUUCGUAAACGCACUUCCAAGUAUCGUUCCUCUGGCUUCCCUCACCGUCUUUCAACCACUAUGUCUUCUAAUUCUAGCGUCAGAGAAUCGAUUGAGGAUCCAAAAUGUGAUAUGUGCCCUGAUCAAACAGAAAUUAGUCUUUGGGAGAGGCUUGGGAAAGCUGCAAUGUUGGAUAUCGAAUCAAGCUCCUUUUCUUGGGAUGGGCUCUCUUCACUGCACCAUACGGAACACAGCAGUAGCAAUGAGCAUUCUGAGGAUGAAAUGAACAAAGCUCUUGAGGUAACCGUGAAUUCUGGAGGUGUUGUUUUUUUUGCCUUUUUCAAUUGUCAAGAAAGUGCCGAUGCUUUGCCGAAUGAGGCAGCAGCUGUUAUAAAAAUAUCGUCGUCAAGAAUGGCAACACAGUCUGAACGCCUUGGAUAUGAAUUUGCUAAGUGGCUCGGAAUCCAAACUCCUCAGGCUAGAGUCGUUCACAAUACCAGUUCAGAAUGGCAACAAAUAAAGGAAGCUACAGAAAAAGCUAGAGAAGCGGCGGCAAAUUCUGAGAAUGAUGAAAUUGGUGAAGUGACAUGUUUUGAACUUUUGGAAGCUCUCGAGCUAAGCCGAUGUUUGUUUUUAAUGAGUUAUGUGCAUGGUUCGCCUUUGCUUGAAAAUUCUAGUGUCUUUGAAUCAAAGGAAUCUGCAGAAAAAACAUCAGAAGCUCUUGGCAGGGUACUGUUGCUGGACUUAGUCAUCCGAAAUGAAGAUAGGCUCCCUUGCCGUGAGCUUAGGUGGCGUGGGAAUGCUGCAAAUUUAUUGUUGGCUGAAAAGAUGAUCUCUGCAAAUACAAAUACACUAGAAGCAGCUUUGGAUUCUGCAAUUAAUCUAUAUAGACCGAAUGUGAUUAGGGCACUUCAAAAAGAAAGAAGGUCAAGUUCAGUAGAUAGCAGAUUGAAUUCCCAAAAUCAUGGCUUGAUAUCACAAGACUCCGAUCUUUCAGAGGUCACAGAAUCACCAAGAUCCGUUGAUAUGAACCUUAAAAGUCAAACAUCAGAAGAAUUAAUGUCUUCUGACCUUAACAUUGUAGUCAUUGAUUCUGGUGUUCCUCGGCGACCCCCUGCCGGAAAACGUGCAAACGAUCAGGUUAAUUAUCCUAAGUUGAUUGAGUUGCUAAUCAAUAGUUCUGAGUAUGCAUCAAACCUGUUAAAUGAUAUAACUGGAGGGAAAUUAGGAUGUCCUCUACCAGAAGACAUGGAUACAACUGAUAUACAUGCAAGUGACAUGAUAUCGGUAGUUCAUGCAUUUCGUAAUGGUUUCCGAGCUGCUCUUAGGGACCUACAAGGAUUCCAUAUAUUCCUAUUCACCCUUCACCAAAGGCUUGAUACUUUGCUACGAUCAUUUAUGAACAUUAUAAGCAAAAUAUCUUCCGCAGAAUCUGACAGAGAGGACUCAUCGGUUCCUGACUCACCUUCACUGGCUGCUACUGGUUGUUGUUCCUCUCCAACAAGUAAAGAGAGGCAUGUUAAUGAUAACAAUCAAGAUUUUACUGAUUCAGAACCACAUAGAACUACUUCAAGGCAAUUGUCUUCAAGUAAUAGAGAUUGUAGUGACUCGACUUCUGUGACAAGAGAAAGUUGGCAUGGAAAGUUUUGUAAAGGAAAUGGGGAGACACUUCGUAAUCUCCGUUUGACAGCUAAGCUCCGUGACUUUAAUAAAUUUGCCAAGGUUGAUGCUGAAUGUCAUAAAGAAUUGGAACAAUGGAAUGAAAUGCUUAAAAAUGAUGCCGUCAAGUUAUGCCAGGAGAACAAUUUCAAUUCAGGAUUUUUUGAGGGUAGUGACAAUAACAGCGUCGUUGAUGCAUAUGAACUGAAGGUCAGACUUGAGCAUAUACUUGAGAGAAUUGCAUUGAUAUCUGAUGCUGCAAGUACAGAGAGACCGUCUGCCGUUACAAGCUGUUUGUUCAUUGGUGGGGCAUUGGUUGCAAGAUCUGUAUACACUCUGCAAUACUUGGGAAUCAAACAUAUUUUGUGUUUGUGUACAAAUGAAAUUGGACAAUCUGAAACUCAAUAUCCUGAUCUAUUUGAAUACAAAAAUUUCUCCGUCUGCGACAGUGAAGAUUUUAACAUCACCACUGUAUUUGAAGAAGCGUGUGAUUUCAUAGAUUAUGUUGAACAAAAAGGUCAGAAAAUUUUAGUCCAUUGCUUUGAAGGGAAAAGCAGAAGUGCUACAUUGGUCCUUGCCUACCUAAUGCUCAGAAAGAAGUAUACUUUAUCAAAAGCUUGGCAAACUCUGAAACGAGUUCACCGUCGAGCACAUCCAAAUGAUGGUUUUGCAAAGAUUUUACAGGAACUGGAUCAGAAACUACAUGGGAAGGUUUCAAUGGAGUGGCAGCAGCGGAAACCGACCAUGAAAGUCUGUCUGAUAUGCGGGAAAAAUGCUGGACUGAGCAGUAGCUCACUUAAACUACACCUGCAGAAAUCACAUAGAAAGUUAUCAUCUGGUAGUGUGGAUAGUGCCAUGACAAUGGAAAUCCAAAAAGCAUUAACAGCUUUGAAGAUUAGCCGUGGUGGCAGUGUUAGUCCCACACAAAGGUCGUCUCAUUCAAUAAUGGAUCAAUAGAAACUACUAAUUGCUGUUAUUAAGAAGCUAAUAAGCUCGGAUUGUGUGCCUUUAAUUGUGUUUUCCUUAUAGUUUUUCUUUUGUGAAUUGUAAGUAAAACACACUCCCUCCCUUAUAAACAAGAAGUGCUUGUAUAUAGACUUAAAUACAAGAUCAAAUACAUGUUUUUCAUAUAUAGUUUUGGAA